Messenger RNA from Scomber japonicus (chub mackerel), 2075 nucleotides. RefSeq names its product fasciculation and elongation protein zeta 2b (gene fez2b). Gene Ontology annotation, cellular component: axon; cytoplasm. The record is from RefSeq and is a predicted model, not a curated record. Bases 132 to 1316 code for a protein of 394 amino acids. NCBI's taxonomy places the organism in Eukaryota, Metazoa, Chordata, Actinopteri, Scombriformes, Scombridae. The transcript has 8 exons.
CUCCUCUCCCUCUCGCUCUCUCCCUCUCUGUGUCCCACUCUGUUCCGCCGGCUCGUCCAGUGUUUGGAAGCCGAAAACAGAGCACCAUCGCGGGGGUCUGACUGGCUGUCAACCGAGCUCCAGCGGCAGUCAUGGCGGCGCCGUUAGCCCACUUCGAUGAGGACUGGCAGGAUUUUAACGAGUUCAAGCCGUCGUUAGAGACUCCCGACCAGCUGGACCAGCUCAACUCAAAUGUAGUUGACUCCUCGUCGGGCCUAGAUGAUUUCUCCGACCUAGACAACAGUUUCUCCGGCGAGAUCUGCAGCUUCAAAUCGAUGGAGGACCUCGUCCACGACUUUGACGAAAAGCUGACAGUGUGUUUCCGAAACUACAACACCGCAACGGAAAACAUAGCCCCAAUUAAACCCAUCACGGAAGAUAAUUACAUGAAAGACGACGAGGUGUGGAACGCACUGACGGACAACUAUGGCAACGUGAUGCCCGUGGACUGGAAAACAUCGCACACUCGCACCCUACACCUGCCCACCCUAAACCUCAUUGAGCAUGAGAAGUUGGACAACCAGUCUCUGGAUCUGUCGGAUGACGAGGAGCUGAGGGAGCAGAUGGAUAUGCACUCGAUUAUUGUCUCGUGCAUCAACGAUGAGCCACUCUUCACUGCUGAGCAGGUGAUAGAGGAGAUAGAGGAGAUGAUGCAGGAGUCUCCAGACCCAGAGGACGACGAGAGUCCCUCCCAAUCAGACCUGUCAAUGCUAUCUCAGGACCUCCACGCUCUGAAACGCUCUGGCUCCAACACCAGCUACGAAGAUCGUCUGCGUCAGCUGUCUGUGUCUGAGCUGACUGAGACUCUGGAGGAGGUAGAGACGGCCAUCCGCCGCUACAGUGAAGAACUGAUCCAGGCUCUGGCCCUGCGAGACGAACUGGACUAUGAAAAGGAGGUGAAGAACAGCUUCAUAUCGCUGCUGAUCGAUGUGCAGAACAGACAGAAGGAACACCGCGAGCUGCUGCGGAAGAAGAAGAAAAUCCGAAGUACGACUACAACCGGACCCAACGGCCAGAGAACAGCCAGCACGCACAUACCGGGCACGUACCUGACCACAGUAAUCCCUUAUGAGAAGAAAGCAGGCUCCCCCUCUGUAGAAGACCUCCAGAUCCUCACAAAGAUCCUACAUGCCAUGAGGGAUGACAGCGAGAAGGUGCCUGCCCUGCUAACAGACUACAUUCUCAAAGGUAAACACUCAAACUGUCCUCACAUCAGUUUUCCAUACUUGGACUUCAGGAGCAAAGUGAAUAAGCUGGGCAACAUCAUCAGUCUAUAAAAUGAGUCAUCAGUUAUUAAAAACCUGAGAAGAAUGGAAAUGUUUACUUAAGUCGUGACCUAAAUUUAGGUGUCUUGUCACAGAAAGGGUGACCACUGGAGUUCACACAUCCUGCCCCCUUGUUGCUUGAACAAGGAAGUACAGAAAUGUAUUUCUCCAUUUUUAGAAGGCUGUUUAGUAGAAAAACCAGAAAGUCAGAGGAAAGAAAUCAACACAAACAAAUAUGAAUAAAAGGGGAGGGGGGAAUUUGCUUUUCUUGGCACACUUCACUUUUGACCUGUACCUUCCUUGUUUCUCGUCUGUGCUGCAUUGUCCUUUGGGUAGCUCUGGUAUGAGAGCAGUGGAAACCGAGGUUUGUGAGGCACUGACACAUUAACACAGAUUCUUCACCUUCAGCCAUGUACUCUGAGCUGUGUCAAAAGCCCCUUUCUUUCUCUCUUUCUCUCUUUCUCAAUAUGUCUGUGUAGUAUCACAAUCUUACCCCCGCCCCCAAAAAAGCCAGCAACCUUCCCUUCACUCACUCACUCACUCUCUCUCUCACUCACUCACUCACUUACUUACUCCAUGCUGUAGUCGCUAUCGUGCUGUGCGGUGUUUGUGGCUGCACUUACCCUGAAACACACGGAUACACUCAUGCACAUAACUCCACCCCUUUUACCGGCAAGCUUGCAGUAGCAGCCGUUGGUGUGUCUGCUUCUCACCUGUAGCUACCGUUUCCCUUUUUUUCUCACCUGACUUUUUUUUCUCCGCCCUUGUGGU